Dreissena polymorpha is the source of this 4438-nucleotide messenger RNA. RefSeq lists its product as uncharacterized. Bases 1 to 843 code for a protein of 280 amino acids. The transcript is spliced from 6 exons. Lineage: Eukaryota; Metazoa; Mollusca; Bivalvia; Myida; Dreissenidae. The record is from RefSeq and is a predicted model, not a curated record.
AUGGCCGUCCGGCUGUGGAAGCUGGUAGGAAUACGGAUGAGGCAGAGGAACAAGUGGGAAGGGGUGAAAUUUUCGCAGAGGCUGGGAAUGGAUCCACAGAGCCAGGAUCUAUUUACCUUACACGUUUAUUCUCUUCCAGUCUAUUUACCUUACACUUUUAUUCUCUUCCAGUCGUUCAUGAAUCGACCCAACAAUGCCUCUUUCUUUCUGGGUCAGAAGGGGGCGUUCAAAAAAGCAGUCAGGCCGGUGACACCGGAAAUGAUAGAGGAGGAGGAGCCACCGAGGACGACGAAGGAGCAGGCCUCGUGUAUCCACAAUAUGGCGCUGGCUGCGGCAUUCCUGGUACCCAUACUGUUGAUAGCGGGCGCCCUUUCUUUUGGCACCACAUACUGGUUCAACAUCAGCCCCUUCCACGUGGGUUUGUUCGUGCGAUACAAUAACUGGACAACACUAUCCGAAUCCGUUGACCAAUUCUACUCCAACGACACCAUCUCCGAAUUUGAUCAACUAAAGAAGACCUGGACUAUCGGUCGACCUCUACUGAUAGCAGGUGGCAGCAUGUUCGUGGUCAGCUUCAUCGGACUGGCGCUCUACCCGUGUCAUAGGACCAUCAAACUGAGCAAGAUCACCAUGGCCUUCGUCGUGGCAGUCGUCCUCUUGAUAGCCUUGGCCUUGUAUAUAGCCGGCAUGGCGAUGUUUAUAUCGUACGCAGUCAAAGGAUACAACGGCGCUAAAAUCCAAUGGUCUUUCUACAUGUCCUCCAUCGCGUGCGGAUGUGGUUUCCUAGCAACGCUGCUCUUCUGGUUGCACGUCAUCUACCAGUACUGCUGUGACUACCGUUAGCGUCGGAAGUGUUUGUUGUAUUUUUUAGAAGAAAACACCGAAACAAACAUUUUUUAUUUCUUCUUUGUUUAAGUUUGUUUGAUCAUUUCUUAACAUUUGGUUCAUAUCAGCCGAAUCAUAUCAAAUUUUAAGGAUAGUGAACAUGUAUUUUAAUAUGUUUUUACCAGUAUUCAAAUCUCCAUGCAGACCGUUCGCUUUGAAAUCAAAGUGGUACAAAAAACGUCGCAAACGUUUACGUACCUCGUUCUACUUCUUCGUCGUUUAAUCUGAAACAAACAUAUUCGAAAAUAGGGUAAGAGCUGCCCUCUCUUUUCAAAAUCAACAAUUUAUGAUUAUAAAACUUACCACAUUCUACACGUUUAAUAACGACGUAAUUCCUGGCAUAUAGUCUACAUCCAGUAUAUAUUAUAGUAUGUUAGUUUAAAGAAAAUCUGAACAGCUGUAUGUUAAUAAGCAUCACAAAUCAUUUACUUAAAACAAUAGAACAGUGAAUAGAAAAAAACGUAUUUUUUCCAAUAUUGCAAUGCGUAUGUCAUAAAUAAUAUAAUAAUACCUUAAUAUAACCGGUCCUUGCAAAUAUCUUAAAAACUAUAGUUUUGAAAGUUUAUGUCGUUUAAGUCUGACACACAUAUGGCAUUGACGUAUGUGAAUUAUUUACGCCAGUUAUGCAUGGCCCAUAACAAGAGACAUUAAACCAAAACAAAAAGUUCAAUUUCGUAACAGCAUAAACAUUUUGAUAAAUCAAUCAUUAGCGAUUUAAAUGAUGCAUAUGUAUGUAAAUAAAAAUAAUGUUAUUUAUUUAUUCAGGUUAUUCAUGUAUUUGUAGUAAAUGUUAAUGUAAAUAAAUGUUAAGUAUUAUUGUGUAGCACAUGAGUUUCUUUGCGAAAAUUAAUUAAAAUCCCUGAACAAGUAUCAGGCCAGAGCGACCUGAUAAUCCUUUGUGCCAUACGGAGGGAACACCAGAACGACCUAACUAUCCUAAAUGAUAGACAAACGGUAGACCUGGACGUCCUUACUAUCCUUAGUGGUAGAAAAACGGAAGACCUAAAUAAAAUUGGCGCUUUCAGAUCUGCAGUUUGUCUAUCACUUAGGAUAGUAAUGUCGUUCAGGUUUUUCGUUUGUCUGUAACUAAGAAUAGUAAGGUCUUUCAGGUCUACCGUUUGUCUAUCACUAAGGAUAGUAUGGUAGUUCAGGUCUUCUGUUUGUCUAUCACGAAGGAUAGUAUAAGGUCGUUCGGGUCUGCCGUUUAUCUUUCACUAAGGAUAGUAAGGUUGUUCAGGUCUACCCUAAGUCUGGUACUAAGGAUAGUAAAGUCGUUUAGGUCUUCCAGUUGUCCAUCACCAAGGAUAGUAAGGUCUCACAAUUCUACCGUUUGUCUAUCACUUAGGAUAGUUACUAGUAUAUAUUUGGUUAUUUUGGUGUUUCGUUGUACUUGAUAUGGGUUGAGUGACUUCCCUUGUUUUGAAUACAUUCAUUGAAGUUGUUUAAUAAACGUUUUGCCGAAGAUUAUUUUGUCUUUCAAUCCUAAGGUUCCUACUAACUACUGGCGAAGACCUUACUAUCCUUAGUGGUAGACAAACGGAAGGCCUGACCGACUUAACUAUCCUUAGCGAUAGAAAAACAGAAGACUUGACUGACCGACCGGACAACCUUUAGUGGGGUAUAGUACCAGAAAGGCCGUUUACCAAAAAGGCCUUCCCAAAAAGGCCGCACCAAAAAGGCCGCAUAUGUGAACCAAAAAGGCCUCGUGGUAUACCAGAAAGGCAAUACAAUAUUUAAUUUUAUCAUUGAAUAGUAAUGCUGAAUAUAAUUAUCAUAUCUAUUAAAUAGUCAUUACUUUUUUCAUAACUCUACUUAAAAGCCGUUAAUUUUAUAUUCAAAGUCGGCAAAAUUAUCGCCAAUUAUCGCAUACAGUAUGAAUUGUUCGUUAGUCACAAUAAUUUUUCCUUGAGAAAUAGAUGUUUCAUUUUUUAAUUAAAAGCCCUUAAUUCUGUAAUCAAAGUCGGCAUAAUUAUCGCCAUUUAGCACGAAGGAAUCAUCUUUUUAAGGAAAUUAUAUUUUUCUAUGAACUUUCUGUUUGCAUCUAAAAGAAAAUUAAUUAUAUAAGAAGACGAAAAACGUUUUAUCCAAAUCCGAUUUAACACAUAUCUACAAUAUGUUAGGUCAAAAUGACCCAUGAGCAUUGUUAUAAUUGUAUAACAUAGACAAUGUCGUCAAAAAGUAACAUACACAAUAUAUAGUGUACAACGUUAUUCUUAAUUACUAUGUACAACAAUAAAAUGAAUAAAAUAAAAUCAACGCAUAUGGAUUAGUGACUGCUUAAAGACAUAUAUUUAAUUAAGCACAUAGCAUAUUAUUAUGUAUUGUUAAUUUCCUCUUUAACUAUUUGUGCAAUGUUUAAAAUAUAAGAAGUUGAAAGAAUGUGCAUGUACAAAAAAACUCGCUAAUCAGACCGGGUAUUCAAGUGUCAUGGGUCAUUCACAGUUUGCGGCAUCUGUUUUGAUAACGGAUUAGUAGAAAGCCCACAUGUGGAGUAAAUUGACACUUAUUGGCACCUAUUGAUGAUUACUUGCGCAUUUAAAAAUAGUUUCUUAACUUUAAACGAUAUAAAACUAGCUACAUUCAAUUCCGAAGACUUAAACCGAAAGAAAUAAAAAUGCUUUAUUCUAUGUAAUAUUAUUAAAAAUUAUCACUGAUUGCCAAUAUUAUUACGCAUUUCAUAAGCAUUUAAAAUAAAUUUAGCUAAGGUUAUAAUGUCUAUUUUAUUAGCCGACUGCAUUAGAAUGUAAUAUUUAUUUAACGUUUGUCACCUUUGAAAAUAUGGUUUUAAAUGUUCCUUUCUAAUUUCUCUAUAAAGAGGACAAACAAGUUAAAAGUGAUACUCGUUUUCUAUAGCCUGUCCAUUGAAAAACAUACAUUUUCUAUUUUCACGUAGUAUCUUAUUAUAACGACUACUUUCGAUCUCUUAUUAAUGUGACGAUAAGCGAAAUCGUGUUAGUGAUUUUUUUGUAUUUCUUAUUUGUUAUAAAAUGAAGAAAUGUUUCUAACUCAAAUGUGUUUUAAAUCUACAAUAGCUCAUGAGUCUAGGGGAAUUAUUUAUCUCACUAUACCAGCUUUGCUUGAAGUUAUCUAAUUAACGUUGUUUAAAUGUAUUGUUGAUGAAUGUUUGAUCUGUUUGAUUUAUGAUAGUUGUUUGAUCCGCCCAUAUAUUGCUUAACCCAAGCUUGUCAAAAGUGUUUUUCUAUGUGUGAUGCACAAUUUCGAUGGUUAUAUGUGCAGUUUUGUUGUGCAACAUUGAAUAUCACAGAAUAUAUUGCGUAUUAUUAAUAGCGGGUAUCGUCAAUACACAGGCAUAACACAGACAGCAUACAGGGAGGCGAUGCGUCUCGGUGAAGUCACGUAUGUGUGUCGUCCAUGCAGAGAGGCAGAGGCCGUCGACAAUUUUGAUUUAAUAAAAAAAAGAAUUCACAUGUUUAACAAUAUUAUUAUGUAAUUAUGUUGUAUUGUGUCAGUGUGACAGUGCAAGUAUAUCGUCUGUAAAUGUUUGCUUGUAACCGUAUAUUUUGUUAUAUAAAUUGUGUGACUCUGCUUGUAC